AUGACAAGAGGUACCUCCUAUUACAGCAUGUACCAGUGGUCACCAUCGCCCUACUGGCGCUGGCUGUGGUCAGUAGUUACCCGCUUAACAGACUUUGGGCCGCCACCCUCCACCAUUGCAUUGGACUUGUUUCGAACUACGACACACAACAAACCCCAAGUCUCUCGCUUAUCCCCAUGGGUUCCAUGUCCGCCACCUAGAUUUUCAACUCCAUUUUCUCUUCCCAAACAGUACACACAACAACUGCGACAAGGCAGUGCUGAAAUCGACAUGCUUGCCGCCGUAUCGAGAGCAUCGCGCCUUGGCCGUGCCCUCAUGGCUUGGCUGCUCCUCACUGGUCGCCUUGUCCAAGCUGCCGGCUAUAGCUUAGACCUGACCUCACAACAAUCCAUAAAAGAGACCGCCAAGGGCCUCGCCGACGACAUGCUUUCCUUCUACUCUGGCGACAAACCUGGUGGCAUCCCCGGUCUGCUGCCUUCACCAUACUAUUGGUGGGAAGCCGGUGCCAUGUUUGGCGCCCUCAUUGAUUACUGGUACUACACUGGCGACGACGGGUACAACCAACUAGUCUCCGACGGCCUGCUCUUUCAGGUCGGCACCAACAGGGACUACAUGCCAAACAACCAGACCCUGACCGAGGGCAAUGAUGACCAAGGCUUCUGGGGCCUUGCUGUCAUGUCCGCCGCCGAAUACAACUUUCCUAACCCCCCAGCCGACAAGCCCCAGUGGCUCGCCCUCGCCCAGGCCGUCUUCAACACCCAAGCCGCCCGCUGGGAUACCCAAGACUGCAAUGGCGGCCUGCGUUGGCAGAUUUACCAAUGGAACAAGGGUUACGAUUACAAGGCCUGCUUCUUUGCCCUCGGCGCACGACUCGCCCUCUACACCGGAAACCAAACGUAUGCGGACUGGGCCGAGAGGACUUGGGAUUGGAUGUGGUCGACUGGAUUCAUCAACAACGAAACCUACUACGUCAUUGACGGUGCCGCUAUUGGUAGUAACUGUACCACUUUCAGUCCCUACCAGUUCAGCUACAACGCCGGCGGCUUCAUUCUCGGCGCGGCCGCCAUGUACAACCAUACCGAAUCCAAGACUUGGAAAGAUCGCCUCGAUGGCCUCAUCAAAGGGUCUGAAGUCUUCUUCGUCGGCGACAACAACGACAUCAUGUCCGAGGUCGCCUGCGAACCCGUCGACCGCUGCAACAUUGAUCAGCAAUCCUUCAAGGCCUAUUUGUCCCGAUGGCUCGCCGCGGCCACCCAGUGGGCCCCAGACACGUACGAUACCGUAAUUCCCUAUCUCAAAGCCUCUGCCAAGGCUGCCGUGAACCAAUGUGUUGGAGGCAGCAAUGGUAGAAUGUGUGGCUUGAAAUGGGCGAGAAACGAGGGCAAGUACGACGGGACCACCGGCGUCGGCCAACAAAUGGCCGCCUUGGAAGUCCUACUAUCCACUACCAUCAAGAGCCGCGGAGUCCCCAAGACGGCCGCUUCGGGCGGCACCAGCGAGGGCGAUGUCAAUGCGGGCGCCGGCGACAUUGGUAGAAAGGAUCCCACCCUCAACUAUACCCCUCCAACCGCCGGAAUGAAGGCCGCUGCCAGUUUUCUCACUUUGGCCAUCUUGACCGGCCUCUUCAGCGCCGUCGCUUGGCUACUUUUUGAUGAGACGUCGGAUAAGAAGAUGUUGGCCCAGGUCAAGGGUUCUGUUGCCAACUUCAAGGCCACCGUGACUGGUGGGGUGGCCGCCGGAGCUGGAGCCGGUGUCUUUGUCGGUGCAGCAGCCGGCGGCCGCCGCAGCUCGCCAACGAAUGAAAAGGGCGCUCAGGCUACCACUGGUUACGUCAGCUCGCGCAGCUCGCGCAUCAGCGACAAGGCGAUACAGCAGAUGCCGGUUACGGUCAACCGGGUGCGCAGCGACAGCAACAAUAGCACCCGCCGACUGUCUAACAUGCCCAUUGGAUGGCGUAAUUCGGCGACGCGCGCAGCCCCGGUGAGCCAGGUCAUUACCAGCAAUGACGCGGAUCGCAUUUCGCCGGUUGAUACGCAAGGUAGUAGGUAG
Messenger RNA from Cordyceps militaris CM01, 2049 nucleotides. RefSeq names its product cell wall glycosyl hydrolase Dfg5, putative. Gene Ontology annotation, biological process: fungal-type cell wall biogenesis; carbohydrate catabolic process. The record is from RefSeq and is a predicted model, not a curated record. The transcript is spliced from 5 exons. Bases 1 to 2049 code for a protein of 682 amino acids. Gene Ontology annotation, molecular function: mannan endo-1,6-alpha-mannosidase activity. Lineage: Eukaryota; Fungi; Ascomycota; Sordariomycetes; Hypocreales; Cordycipitaceae.